AUGAGCUUUGAAAAGGGGCAAAGUGGCGAGAAAUCGACACCAGAUCCAAGCACGACGUCAAGUUUCGAUGGUGGAGUGAAGAAAGUGUCAGGGAUUGAUGCGGACUCUGAAACUUGUGCCCCACCAUUGCAUUUAGCAGUGAAUGAUGUACCGGAUGCAAAAGGAAUGCUAUUGUUUGGUUGUCAGCAAAUGUUGUUGUGCAUCUCUGGGAUGUUAGUUUUACCGUUUUUAGUCUCAGAUAUUGCAUGUGCUGGCGACAAAACGAUCGAGUUAAGAGUGCAACUGAUCUCAUCGACUUUUGUCGCCUCUGGAGUGGCCACGUUGAUGCAAACGACUUUCGGGCUACGUCUAUCAAUCCUACACGGUCCAUCGUUUGCCUUUAUCCCAGCACUAUCAGUCUACAAAUCAUUGCCAGAGAACACUUGCCCGUACUCUAGAACCGAUCAGGCGCCUGAGGAUUUCUGGAUGAGCCGAAUUAGAGCCAUGGAAGGCUCGUUGCUGAUCUCUUCGUCUUGCCUCUUUCUAUUAGGCGCAUCGGGAUUGGUGGGGAAAAUAUCGAGAAUGGUUGGCCCACUCUGCAUCGCUCCGUUAAUGGUAUUGUUAGAGAUUGGCACUGUGCCAACCCUAAUCGAAAAGAUGAGUCUCCACUGGGUCUCGCUUGUCGAAUUCUUCGUCGUUAUCCUCCUCGCGGUCAUCCUCGAGCCAUACGCUGUCCCGAUCCCAUAUUUCUCGAUCAGAAAGCGGAAAAUUCAAUUUACAAGAGCUAGAAUCUUCGGAAUGUUUCCAUAUCUAAUGUCUUUGCUAAUGGUGUGGUUUCUUUGCUGGAUUCUCACCGUCACCAAUUUUGAGCCACCAGAGGGUGAAGCACGAACGGAUAAAAAUCAAACGGUUGAAGUGAUCUCGAAUGCUCCAUGGUUUCAUAUACCGUAUCCAGGACAAUUCGGUCGUCCUGGCAUCGACGCAUCACUUCUGUGCGGUUUCCUCGCCUCAGCUUUCGCGUGUUUACUAGAGAACCUUGGCGACUACGAGAUGGUGGCAAAAGUCUCUCAGCAGCGCCAUCCUCCAGGAGCCGCUGUGAAUCGAGGAAUCAUGAUUGAAGGUCUUGGCUCGAUUUUGGCUGGAGCGAUGGGGAUCGGUGCUGGGGUGACAACGUAUGCUGAGAAUAUUGCAUUGAUGCAUAUCACUAGAGUAGCUUCACGAGCAACAAUGCAAGUGGCAGGGAUACUUUGCAUCAUCAUCGGACUCUUUACGAAAGUGGCUGCUGUUCUAGCUUCAGUUCCGGAUGCAAUUGUUGGCGGAUUGCUCGGCAUUGGAAUGGCGAUGAUUAUGGGCGUAUCAAUAAGCAAUUUGAGGACAGUGAACAUGCAACUCUCAAGAAAUGUGGCCGUCCUUGGAUUAUCUCUAUUAUCCGGUUUAGCAAUUCCCGAUUAUUUUGAGAAGCAUCCUCCAAAAACUGGCAAUGCAACAGUCGAUCAAGUUCUGAUCACAAUGCUCUCAAUUCGAAUGCUAAUCGGUGGACUAAUCGCUUUCAUUUUGGAUAACACAGUGCCCGGUGUUACCAAAUUUCAACGUGGUUUCCCGCCAGCUGGUGAAAAGCAUGCAAUGGUGCCAUUGGAAGAAGACGGUUAUGCUUUCCCACCUUUUAUCAAUCGGAUCUUCAAUCGUUUCCCUUUCCUCAGCUAUUUUCCAUUUUUACCUUCUCAAGCCGAUUUGAAAAAAACAAUCGCUGAGGAGAUUGUGGCGAAGAAAUCUCUGGAAAAUCAACCGGUU
Messenger RNA from Mesorhabditis belari, 1770 nucleotides. NCBI's taxonomy places the organism in Eukaryota, Metazoa, Nematoda, Chromadorea, Rhabditida, Rhabditidae. The record is from the annotation of a GenBank genome assembly.